CUGCAAACUUUAUUCAACAAAAAAAAAAAACAUACGUAUCUUAUUUCUCUCGACAUAUCAACGCCCCCUUCUUUCUCACCAUUCAACCAUAUGUCCUUCAUCGUUUGUCUUCCUCCUCUCGUUGUCAUUGCCAUCCAGACCGUUGGUCGUCCACAACAGUCCUGUCGUCGACGUCUACAGUCGUUGCCGACAUCCAUCGCUAGCUCCUCACAAUCGAAGACUCCUUUCACCACCGAUUUUCUUCAGCCUCGUCUCCUCUUGUCGUCGAACAUCUCCAGGUUGGCGCUAUUGCUACCUUGUCGAACCAUCGAACCAGAGGAUCUCCUGAAAAUAGUGUCUCAGUUUCUCUUUGGAGUUUUAAGGAUAGAAUGAAAUUGAAAUUGAAGGUGAAUUGGUGGUUAACAUGAAGAUAGUUGUUCAUAUAGUCUACCAUUACAUAUUUGCCCACCACAUGUUUGAUGAAAUGCUUGAGAGAGACUUGAGGUGUUUGAAAAAUAAAGAUUUGUUGAUUGAGUUGAAAAAUAUAUAUUUCCUUCCUAUCAGAUGAAGAUUUUCAUCGAAAAUUAAUGAAGAUUGGUUGAUUGGGUUUAACAAUCCCAUGAGUUCAAGCUAUUAGUUUAAUCAUCGUGUCAACAGAGGAAUGGAGUUUGGCUUGCUGGUUUAUUUGAUCUUGAUGGUGGGCAUGGGAUGAUUGGUUGGUGGAUCAUUUUUUUUUUAUUGUGUUUGAUGUAGUUUUGAAUUCAAUUAGUCCAUUGGUUUUGCUAAUACGUUUUCCGAUUGCUAAUGAAAACAU
Molecule: messenger RNA, 793 nt
Organism: Lactuca virosa
Lineage: Eukaryota; Viridiplantae; Streptophyta; Magnoliopsida; Asterales; Asteraceae
Source: the annotation of a GenBank genome assembly